GAGGUUUGCAUUUUCAUUUGAAUAUAAGUGGACAACCAGGAAUGAUUCUUUCUACCUAUCACACCAUCCAGUCUGUUUUCUGUUGCUGUUGCUGCUGCUGCACUGUGCAAAAAAGAGCAAUGAGAACAAAAAUGAACCUGGACCCUGAUACUGGCCUGGUGACCCAGUACUCAGCCUCACAACCAGAUGUCUCCUAUGUAUCUACUUGGAAGUGCAGACGUAAGAAGCAAUUGCAGUUCAAGGAUAAGCCGUUACCUCCUCUACCUGCCGAGGCCUUGGAAGACUACACAAAAAAACCCAGGGUUAUUGCACUCUAUGACUUUUUUCCUAGAGGACCCUCAGAUUUACCUCUUAAGAAGUCAGAAGAAUAUAUUAUCCUCGAACAGUUUGAUCCCCACUGGUGGAAGGCAAGAGACCAACAUGGGAAUGAAGGUCUAAUUCCCAGCAACUAUGUUACAGAGAAUAAGAAAAGUAAUCUAGAAACACAUGAGUGGUACUGCAAAAACAUAAACAGAAGUCAGGCAGAACUUCUCUUGCACCAGAAGUCCAAAGAAGGCGCAUUUAUUGUCAGACAUUCAAGCCAACAGGGACUUCUUACGCUGUCUGUGUAUUCACGAGCCAAAGGAAGUCAUAAUGGAGAUAUUCGACAUUAUCAAAUUAAGAAGAACCACUUGGGGCAAUAUUAUGUAGCAGAAAAAUAUCUUUUUUCAUCCAUUCCUGAACUCAUUGAGUAUCAUCAACACAAUGCAGCAGGUCUUAUUACCCGUCUCCGACAUCCAAUUGGAUCAGCUGGAUAUUCUUCACCAGCAACAGUAGGACUGACUUAUGAGGAGUGGGAAUUAAACCCAUCUGAACUGAUGUUCAUGAAAGAACUCGGGCGUGGGCAGUUUGGAGUUGUUCAGUUGGGUAAAUGGAAAGCAACCAUCAAGGUUGCCAUCAAAACAAUUAAUGAAGGGGCAAUGUCUGAAGAUGACUUCAUUGAGGAGGCCAAAGUGAUGAUGAAACUCUCCCACCCAAAGCUGGUCCAGCUUUAUGGAGUGUGCACGCACCACAAGCCUCUCUAUGUUGUGACUGAAUUCAUGGAAAAUGGCUGCCUGCUCAAUUACCUUCGGCAAAGGAGAGGGAGGCUCGGUAGAGACAUGCUGCUGAGCAUGUGCCAGGAUGUGUGCGAAGGGAUGGAAUACCUCGAAAGAAACAGCUUCAUUCACCGUGAUUUAGCUGCAAGAAACUGUUUAGUCAACGCGGAGCACAUCGUUAAAAUAUCCGACUUUGGCAUGGCGAGGUAUGUCAUCGAUGAUGAAUAUAUCAGCUCUUCAGGUGCCAAGUUUCCAGUCAAAUGGUCAUCUCCUGAAGUCUUUCAUUUCAAAAAAUAUAGCAGCAAGUCAGAUGUAUGGUCCUUUGGUGUACUGAUGUGGGAAGUUUUCACAGAAGGCAAAAUGCCUUUUGAAAGUAAGUCAAAUUCUGAAGUUGUCCGUGAGAUUUCUCAGGGUAACAGACUUUAUCGACCAUAUUUGGCAUCGCAUGCUGUCUACAAAGUCAUGUACAGCUGUUGGCAUGAGAAACCUGAAGGACGUCCUACUUUUGCAGAGUUAACACAGACCCUCACAGAUAUAACAGAGAUGGGAUAAUCAGAGAUUUUACACCAAUAUAUUUACUGGAAGGUUAGCACUAGACAUAUCAACAAUGUAGCUGGCACAGAAAACCUCAGCCUUUUACUGCAGUCGCUACUUCAGUCACUGUACCAGCAUCCCACAUAUUGAAGCAGCUGUUUGGGCUUGGCCUAACUUUUACUCAAAUGAGAAAAAUGUCUCAUGAGACUGGUUUGGGACUCUCAAGGCUUUGUUUUGAUGAUUAGGGAGAAAUAUAGUCUGUUUAGAAAGACGUAAUGAAGAUUACUCACCUUACAGGCCUUUUUAUUUACUCUUUUAGUCAGAGCCACACUAAUUUCUCUAUUGAGAAAUUCUAUAGAGUACUUAAUAUCAGGCACCAGGGAAUACUGAUUGGCAGGAGAAAAAUCGAUGAAAGAACUUCUCAUAAAGCUCUAGCUAGGUCAUGUUUAGAGACAAAGCAUCCAGCACUGAAGAAAUGGAGUGGUGUUUCAGAAGACGCAGCAAACUACCAACUGCUGGGGCAGCACCCAUGUGAGUGGCCAUGCCCACUGCUGUGGAUUACAGAGAACAGGGAGCAGAGGGAGCAGUCCUCAUUUAGCACCUCUAAAGUCACAUCUGAGCAGCUGGAAAGACUAAGCAUCCUUGAAGCACUUUAAACCACCGCUGCAGGUCAAGGCACCUUCUCUACUAACUCUGUGUAAGAGAAGGAGAGUAAGGAUUAUUUCAUCCAACCUUCUCCCACAAUUUUCUAGGACUGUCUCCCAUUCCUCCCCUGCUGCUGCAUACUCAAAUGCCCAGGCUUGCCUUCGUCCUUCCCUUGCAAAUGCCCGGAAUGAUCAAUGGGCAAGGUAAAGCUGGAACCUGGCAGUAAAAUCAGUGCUUUGGAUCCCGUCAUAUCUGAACAUGGACAAUGUCUGUAACCCUACUUCAUAUGUUACUAUUCACUUUCAAUUUGAAAUCUUAACUGUGGUUGGUAUAAAUAUAUUGUAGAGAGGAAAAGGCAGAUCAAGUUCAAAAUUGUCUAAUAUAAAACUGCCCAUUAGAAAUAAAUAGGCCCUUUAAAAUA
Colius striatus (speckled mousebird) is the source of this 2676-nucleotide messenger RNA. Its product is annotated as tyrosine-protein kinase TXK. Gene Ontology annotation, molecular function: ATP binding; protein binding; non-membrane spanning protein tyrosine kinase activity. NCBI's taxonomy places the organism in Eukaryota, Metazoa, Chordata, Aves, Coliiformes, Coliidae. The record is from RefSeq and is a predicted model, not a curated record. The transcript is spliced from 15 exons. Gene Ontology annotation, biological process: tissue regeneration; T cell receptor signaling pathway; regulation of platelet activation. Bases 42 to 1628 code for a protein of 528 amino acids.